Physeter macrocephalus (sperm whale) is the source of this 13089-nucleotide messenger RNA. It is a transcript of the gene PLEKHG4B, whose product is annotated as pleckstrin homology and RhoGEF domain containing G4B. Lineage: Eukaryota; Metazoa; Chordata; Mammalia; Artiodactyla; Physeteridae. Gene Ontology annotation, molecular function: guanyl-nucleotide exchange factor activity. The record is from RefSeq and is a predicted model, not a curated record.
CCCGCGGACGGGACAAAGGCGGCGCCACCAUGGCUCUCAGCGCGGCGCUCGGCCGGGGCGACCGGGGCUCGGGCAACAAGGAUCUGGACUCCCUCGACACCUACAUACAGAACGCACUCUCUGCCCUCUACCCACCUUUUGAGGCCACGGCAGCCACGGUGCUCUGGCAGCUGUUCAGCGUGGCCGAGAAGCUCUACGGCGGGGACGGGCUGCGCUGCCUCAUGGACUUCCUCAUCCCAGCCAAGAGGGCCCUGCACCACCUGCAGCGGGAGGCCUGCGCCAGGUACGCAGGCCUCCUCUUCCUGCACGAAGGGUGGCCGCUGUGCAUCCACGAGAAGGUGGUGGUGCAGCUGGCGCCCCUGCGCGGAGUCAGGCUCAGGCCCGGGGACUUCUACCUGCAGAUCACCGUGGCGGCGGGGAGACAGCCCGCCAGACUGGUCCUGAAACGCCUCUCCCGGCUUGGACGAGGCUCCGAGGAGGUCACUGUCCCUGAGACCCUGUACGGCUGUGUCUUCACGGGACAGUUCCUGGAACUGGUGAACGGGGAGCAGAACAGUGUCCCCUUGCAAAACUGCUUGCUGACCUCGGGCUCGGCGGUCUACCGCACCCCCUGGAACAACGUCACAGACCCUGUCUUUGUCCCCGCCACCGGAACCAACCCGCCCAGCCGCCCCAGCGGUCCUGGGCCGCAGCAGCCGCCGCCCGGCAGCGCCUCGGAGGCCCCAGCCCCGGCACCAACCGUGGCCAGCCCCGCUCCCCAGGGAGGCACGCCUUCCAGGCACACCCCAACCCUGCCCCACUGCGGCGGGCAUCCCAGCAGGGACCAGCCCCGCCGUCUUCCUUCCCCAAGAAGCGCUGAGUGCGAAAGCCCCAGGACCCUGUCCGGGAGUCCCAGUGGAGGCCUCACGGGGGUUGGCCCCUCAGAGCAGGGCCCCUGGGAGUGUCCUGGGAGCCCUGAAGGACCGGGAGGGAGGCUGGACCCCAUGGACAAGAAGGACGGCUCCAAGGCCCUCGCCUUGCACGCAGAGGGGGGCAGCCCGAGCUCCAGGAGGCGGCCGCCCAGGGCCCCAGCCGGUGUGGAGGCCAGACGCUGGUUCAGGAAGUCCUACAUGGAGGCCCUGCAGAACCCUAUGCCCCUGGGCUCCAGCUCUGAGGAUUCCAUCGGGGACGAGGCCUGUGGCUCGCAGACCCGCGGCCGCAGGGCCAGGGGGGCCAGGGCAGCGGCCACUCUUACCCAGAAAGAGAUCCCUGGCCCUGCGGGAGACCCCCGGGAGAUCCCGAGUCAAGAGAGUGGUCCAGGAGCUGCAGGGAGGACCCUUCCCAGGAGCUCUCGAUCCUGGGAUAGGCCCCUCAGAAGCUCCCGAGGUGACACCCGGCGGGCGUCCCAGCACUUAGCCAGCACCAGGCCUGGGGGUCUCCUGGGAGGACAAGCUGUGGGGACCAGAACCACAGGCUCCAGCUGUCCAGACACGGUGGAGAGUCCUAGCUGCACAGGAGAGGAUGCUGCUGUCUAUGCAGAGGGCAGCAGCUUCCGAGGAAGCAGCCCCAUCGGGCGUUCAGACCUGCUCGCUGAGCCGCUGUGCCCCGAGGGUGAAGGGUGGACAUCUGGCACAGGAGAGCUGCCCAGCCAGGCGCCCGGGCAGGAGCUGCUGCAGGCCGGGGUGGUCACCCUCCCAGGGACCCGAGACCGUCAGGGAAGAGCGGUGGUGCAGGUCUGUACAAGGGGCCCACUCUGGUCCAGCGAACACACGUCCAGUGCUGAGCUAACCCGUCUGCUGAAGUACCUACACACCAUCCCCAGGAAGGAGGUGCGGGAGCUGGGGCUGGUCAUCCUGGUGGACGCACGCAAGAGCCUGGCCGCCCCCGCCCUCUGCCAGGCCCUGGCAGCCCUGCAGAACACAUCUCCUCCCUUAAUUCAUAGUAUUUUGCUGCUGGUGGAUAAAGAAUCAGCAUUUAGGCCUGACAAGGAUGCAACAAUUCAGUGUGAGCUGGUGGGUUCCCUGAAGGCCCUGCACAAACUUGUCGACAGCUCCCAGCUGACUGCAGACCUCGAGGGCUCCUUUCCAUACAGCCACAGUGCCUGGAUCCGCUUCCGUCGGAAGCUGGAGCCCUUCACCUCAAACUGCGAGGAAGCCAUUGUUUUCCUACAAAAUUCAGUCCACUCCCUGAACACCCACAGGACCCCAAGCACAGCACAGGAGGUCGCAGAGUUGAUCGGCAAGCACAGGGCGAUGAUGAAGCAUGUCCUGGAAGAUGCGCGGCUGGUGGCCCUCCGGCUGGAAGGCGGCACCGUGCUGGCACGGCUGAGGAGGGAGGAGCACGGCGCCGGCCAAGACUACCGGGACACCAUCGAGGCUGCCUGCCGGCUGUACAACCAAGUGGACGAAGAGGUCCACAGGCUGGUCCUCGCCUCCAACAGGUGUCUGCAGGAGCUGGAGAGUCUGCAGGCACUGAAGAAGCUCCAGGCGAGGACACCAGUCAGGGCUCCAGGGGGGAGGCGACCAGCUCACGAGUGGGGCGGGGCCAUUGGAGGCCCCCUGCUGGGCCCAGCUCCUCCAGAGAUGCUGCCUCUGACCCCCGAGGGGAGGGCCUGGCUGCACGUCAGGGAGGAGCAAUGUCGUCCGAAAGGGCUGCGGCUGACGGAAGAGGACUUGCGAGGCGCAGCGGAAGGGACCCAGGACUCCAGAAGGAGGCUGAGCGGAGGGAGGGCGAGCUGGCCGGCAGGCCCGCGGGUCCGAGGUCUGCGAGACGGCAGGGCCGCGGACCGUCUCACGGCCCCUCCAGCCCUGAUGCCCGCGGUCGAGCCCGGCCGGCAGUUGCCGCCGCGAGCACGGGGUCUUCCUCGCACCCUGGCCCUCGCUCUGGGCGACCUGGUGAGCGGGCGGACGCUGCGGCGCAGUCGGGGCCUAGAGCACCCGGCCCCAGAGCUGGUCACCGAGCAUCCGAAGCGCUGUCGCCGGGAGCGCCUGCAGAGCUUCCCCAGGGCGAGCGUGGUGGUGGUGGGCCCCGGCGGCCAGCGGGCGCUGCCACGGGGCCAAACCUUGUGGCUGCAGAGCCGGCAGACCCGGGGCCACUGGCAAGAGGCCCCUGGAGAGGCAGCCCCGGGCCCCGGCACCCUGCCUCUGGCCUGGGGCCCCCUGAAGCACGAGCUUGCCCAGGGACCCGAGGGGCAGCCCCUGAGCCUUCCUGGGGCCCCCCCGCCGACCCCGAGGGCCGAGCUGCGGAGCGGGCCCGGCUGCCCCCGGCCUCGCCGGACGAGCUGCCGUGUGCGGGCAGGAGGGAAGCGCCCCCUGAAGAAAAGUAGGAACAAAGCACAAAGCUUCGCGAUGCCUCAGCUUGACGGUGGCCCCAGCGACUCCCUCCGGCUGGGCCACGCUGCGGUCUUUAUCAAAGGCCCGGAGGUGGCCGGCACCACCGCGGCCUCAGAGAAGCAGCCCCCGCUGAGGCCACGUGCCGAGAGCCCUCGGCUCCCCCGGAACCGUCUGUCCUCUCCCUCCAGGAUCCACCCCUCCGAGGAGGAUGGGGGGGCCAGCCGACCGCGGCACGGGACGGCCGAGACGAUCUCCACGGAGAGGCAGUACGUUAGGUCCUUAGGCUAUGUCCUCGACAGCUAUUUUCCAGAAAUGGAAAGGACGGACCUGCCCCAGGACCUCCGAGGGAAGCGCAGCGUCGUUUUCGGGAAUCGGGAGGUGCUCUACGCCUUCCACCGCCGGCACUUCCUCCCGGGGCUGGAGCGCUGCCGGCACCGCCCCUGGGCCGUGGGCCACGCGUUCCCGAGAUACGGGGAGCAGCUUGGCAUGCACGCGCUCUGCAGCAAGAACAAGCGGGCGGACGCCCUGCUCCGCAGCCACGGCAACGCCUUCUUCAGGGUCGCCCCCCAGCCCCUGGGCGACAAGGUGGACCUGGCCUCCUACCUGCUGAAGCGCGUGCAGCGCGUGGGCAAGGACGCACUGCUGCUGUGGGCCCUGGUCAAGGAGGCCGGCGGCUGCCCCGCCCGGGAGCUGGGGGAGCUGGGGGCCGCCGAGGACGUGGUGCGCUUCCAGCUGCGCCGCGGCCACGACCUGCUGGCCCUGGACGCCGUCCGCGGCUGCGACGUGGAUCUGAAGGAACAGGAGCGGCUGAGAUGCCAGGACGAGUUCCUCGUGGGCCGCAGAAGGAAGACGCGCCUGAGGCGUGUGUUCCUGUUUGAAGACCUCAUCCUGUUCAGCGAGACCCCGGUGGACGGAGGCCACGGCGUGUACGCGAACGAGCAGUCCUUCAAGGUGGCAGAGAUCGGGGUGACGGAGAACGUCGGGGACAGUGGCUUGAGGUUUGAGAUCUGGUUGCGCAGGCGGCGGCAGGCUCUGCGGAGCCGAGGGGGCGGAGCGGCGGGAGGGUGCUCGGCGUGCGGGGCCCGCUCGGGCUGGGCCCGGCCUGGGCUCAGGGCUGGUGGUCGGUCCGAGGGGCCCCUUAGGACCGUCCAUCAGCACACGAACACUUCCUUCUCCUUAAAACAAGCAAGACCCCGGCCCCCACGCUCAGAGAGAGGUCUCAGCCCCAGCUCCCAGACGGCCUCAGACCCGCGGCGUCAGCCCUGUGCCCCGGCCUGUGGUCAAGGCCCCUGGCCUCCUGGACGCUGCGCCGAUGGCCAGCCCGUGGUCUCCCCACAGAGUCAUGCCCUGCCUGGAGGCCUCUGUCCCACUCCAAGGUGGAUGUCCCUUCAGCCGCAGACGGAGACCCGCCCUCCCCGGUUGGACACCCAGUUUCUAUGGUCCCAUGUCUUCCUUUUUCCUGGUUCACCCCCUUGGAAAACUCCCCCACACGCUCCUAUCUUAGAACUCAGGACACAGGAGAUGGUGUCCACGGGGACAGGCGGCAAGCCGUUCGUGGACAUCAAGCCCAGCAACGCGGCCAUAAGCGACCAGGCCGUCAGUUACACCGGGAAGGGAACAGAGGCACGGACCCGAGCGUCCAGAGCUGUGCCCUCCUGUGACCACACCGGCCCCCUGAAGAGACCGCACUCCACCCUCUCAGACAGCACCGGUCCUCCUCCGCCCUGGGGCCACUGCCCCUGCACGCGCCCGCAAGCCCCGUCCGCUACCCCUGUGCUACGGCGCCCACACCUGCGCGGAGCAGGACGGGCUGGAUCAGGCGGCGGGGGGCCAGCCUUCCCUGCGUGAGCGCGCUCGUUGAUGCGCUCGUGUGCCGGGGCCAGCGCACGUGUUCAUCCUUUCCCGAUUUCAUACGCGGCCAAAGGUUUCCAAACAGAUUAGAAAUGUUCAUUUCCUUAAAAAAAAUUUCCGCUUCCACUCAAGACAAGGGAACAGGGAACAAGUUUAAAACAAACAAGCAAAAAGAAAAACCAGACAAAACAAACCAAGUGCCCCCCGAAGCCCCAAAUGUGCCACUGCCACCAUGAAGUCACCCCUGGGGGCGUCCCCACCCACCGCAGAGGUGCCUCUGCGAAGUGCUGGGCGUGAGCUGCUCAGAACAGGCGGCGGCCGCGGGGAGCACGCACCGUCGCCUGCCCAGAGCGACGGCGCUCUCCUGGACGCGUCCCUCAGGCUCCAGGACCGCGGGUGGCUCCCAUCUGGGCUGCGGCAGCCUCUGGGCAGCCCCGGAUCUGGAGGUGGGACUUCUCCCGGCAGCAAGACCAGGCGGAAGGCUCUGUGUCCGAGGGCUCAGGUCUGCCAUCCCCAGCACGGCCCACAGAAGCCACCCGCCAGCCACACUCGAGGUUGUGGCUGCACCCUGGCAGGGGCCCCACCCUGGGGAGUGACCCCACGGGCCUGGGCUCCGCGGCCGCGACUCUGUCUGGGGUGGCACAGGACAGGCCCCUGGGAGCGCGCCUCCCGUCCCGUCCUGUCCCGCUUUCUGUCAAAGCCGCGUGGCCCUUCUUGCCACAUUUGCUGUUGUCCCCCACUUGGGCUCACUCUUACCGCCCAGGGUGAGGCUUCCUGCUGGGGGAGGGGUCGACCUCCCUCCCGGCCUUCCCCUUCCGGCUGCACCGGGCCUUCUGAUUUCAGAGAAGCAGAGUCACAGGCCUCUCGUUCAUGAGCGUAAGUGGUGUCUGACCUCCAGCAGUGCCGUCCUCCUGCUUUAGCCCGGCAUCACGGGUCCUCUGGUUAUAAAUCUGUACCUUGUAAAUCAUUCUCGUUGUGCAAGCCUCAGGGCCAGAGUGCCGGGCACAGUAGGCCUGAGGGGCAGCCGGCCAGGCCGGAGGACAGUCCUCACUGGGCUUCUCUCUGCAGAGACCGGGAACUCCAAGCCUUCCCACCGCACGUCAGGGGACAGCGGCCCCAGCCUCCACGGGCCGUCCCUGCCGCUCGCGGAGCUGUCCUCCGACGAGGACUGUCAGGGUGUCUCCCUGGCCCUUCCCGGGAGGGGCUCACGGCAGCAGCCUGACGGGGACCAGUUCAUCGCGACCCUGAAUGCCAGCAGGACAAGCUGGCCACCACCAGACGCCUCCACAGCCAAAGCCAAACAGGCGCCCAGGACGAAAAUAGCCGUCAGAUGACCAGAGGGCUGGCUCACCACAGUCCAAGGCAAGCUGCUCACAACAGCUGCAGCUAAAAAUAGGCGAGAAGGGGACGCGUCUUUGGGAGAAGCACCGGGGAGAGCUCCGUCCUGUCUCCAGCCGCUGCAGCCUGACACAAAGAAAGUGGAGGAGGAAAACACACAUGAUGAAAAGUCAGAGCUCAAGUUCUAUAAUCUUUAUUUACAGAAAACAUAAAGCAGCUAAGCACAGCACUUCAAUAAAAUCUGAAGUCCCAAGAGGUACAAAAAAGACAACAUUUUGAAUGAAGCUAUACAACUGCAAAGCUCUUAUCUUAAAAUCAGAUAAGGGCUCCCCAAAGACAAGCACAGCAAGGCUGCAGAGGCCCCUUUCAGCCCCCUCCUAAUGUCUGAUGGCUGAGGAAACCCACCGCUGCCGUCCUCUGUUCCCAAGCCUACCACCCUGUGCCUACUCUGGCUACGGUGCCCCAGCAUACUAUCGGCAAGGGUUAGAAAUGAACAUGGGUGAGAGCGCUUCACAUAGCGUUGGCUAGGUUAUUAAGAACUGAGUAAAGUUCAAAGCGUGUUCAGCUUUGCCUGGUCAUCACGAGUAAACAGCUGAAGCCCAACGUGUGUGCUUAUGUUCUGAUGGGGGGGGGUCAUGUAAAUAAGGAGUCAGAAGUUCAGCCUCAAGAUGAGGCUCCACCGUAAUCUAACAAACAGGGGGCAGAAGGGUGCAGGCAACUGGGGUGGGCAAUGCCCCGCUCCGCCCCACAGAGUGAGAAGCCAGCAGGCCUCCGACUCCGCUGCACGGAGAAGUCCAAGGACAGGGAAAGGAGUCUGACGACCACGAAGCCUGUGGCCAGCGGGUGCCUGGGUCUGGGCGUUGUCACCAAUCCUGCCCGCCCCACCGACAAGAGUCUGGGGUGCUCUGAUAAUAAGACAGGAGUCAGUGUGAUGCUUGCACUGGCGCAGGAUCUCCACCGCGUUCUGAACCGGCGGCCCCGCUCAGUAAUUUAAUGAACGCUGGGGCAGCUACGCCGAGUCCUAGUCUCUCACCGUGGUAACCUGUCCAGCCUGUACAUGCAAAACGCAGUGCAGAUCUGAGUCCUCUGGGAAACAGAAGGAUGUAGCCAGGCCAUGGAAGCAACCUAAAUGCCCACCAACAGACGAAUGGAUAAGGAAGAUGUGGCACAUAUAUACAAUGGAAUAUUACUCGCCAUAAAAAGGAACGAAACUGGGUCAUUUGUAGAGACGUGGAUGGACCUAGAGACUGUCAUACAGAGUAAAGUAAGUCAGAAAAACAAAUAUCAUAUAUUAACGCAUAUAUGUGGAAUCUAGAAAAAUGGUACAGAUGAACUGGUUUGCAGGGCAGAAAUAGAGACACAGAUGUAGAGAACAAACGUAUGGACACCAAGGGGGGACAGCAGGGGGUGGGGAAUGAACUGGGAGACUGGGAUGGACAUGUAUACACUAAUAUGUAUAAAAUAGAUAGCUAGUAAGAACCUGCUGUAUAAAAAAAACUAAAAUAAAAUUCAAAAAAAAAUUACACUGACUGACGUAGUAAUUAAUUAGUUUUGAGGCUGGGAGAGGCCCUGAGGGGACCUGCGUUUUCCGUUUGUUUUUUCAGGUUCAUCUCUGGCUUCUAUAGCUUUUCAUAGUAAUUUUUAUUCUGGAAGUUCCUGCUUUCUUAUACUUUUGAAAUGAUGCUUUUUGUCCCUGAGAAGGGUUGAGGAAGAUUGUAUUUUCUUCUUUUUGGUUACCUUGCUUAGGUAAUGCGAUCAGAGAAAACUUUUAACUUUGCAUUCUUGUAAGGAUUCUCCAAAAAUGUAUUAUUACAAGAUUAAGAAAUUAUAUCGAACAUAUGGGUGUUAAGUAGCCCCCUGGCAUAGCCUAAAAGUAAAGGCAGACAAAUGAAGUUGAUAAAUGCUACUCUUGUCAGCCUCCACUUUCUCUACUCAAACCUGCUAACCUAAGAAAUCCAGGCACAUAAAGCCACUCCAUAAAAAGUAUCACUGCCUGCUCACUUUGGCAGCACAUAUACUUAAAAAAAAAAAAAAUUGUUAAAACACAGAGAACACUAGCACAGCCCCUGCUGGAGGAGGACACACAAAUUCGUGAAGUGUUCUAUAUAAUUUAAAAAUAAAAGCAUCCCUGCAACAGAGGGCAGCUUUUUUUCCGUUUCUCAUCUUCUUAAGUGCCAACCCAGAACCAUGGGAUAUGAUGUAGGGAAGCACAACAUGCCACCCUUAAAUAGGUCCCUUGGGCCUUACUAAGUUUCUCGAGGGGCAAGGGAACCACCCUCAUCACUAGAUGAUUCUAACCGAAAGCGGAAAGUAACAUUAAAUCUGGAGCUGCAAUAGAAGCCUUAGUAGGAGUGUGGAAUAUCAAGGUUCUAGGCUUGGCCAAAAAUAUCCAACUGGUGACUAUUAAAUUAAGACCUGGAUGGGAAUAUCCCUGUAAAUAGCAGUAACCAAAAUGGGAGGCCACUGGUCUGACUAACCACAGCUGACAUUUGGAGCCUGACAGGAAUUUGGCGGGGAGGCCUUCUCCUCCCCUAAGCUAAAUGAGGGAAGGUAAAACCUCGCCACAUAGGUGAAUGGGUGUGUCAGUCAUUUAAUAUCAUUGAGGUGGCUACUCAAUUCUUAGGGGGAAAAACACUUGUUUCUUCUGGCCUUAAGAGAACAAAGUCAUCCUAGGAGGCACUUGCCUAUGCCUUUAAGAUGCAAAUGUCUACCAGAUCUUCUCCAGGAACCCUUAUCUCCAGCAUCCUUUUAAAAUGCAAAUUUCCGGAUUCCCUGCUGACACAGUGGUUAAGAAUCCACCUGCCAAUGCAGAGGAGCCGUGCUGCAACUACUGAAGCCCGCUCUCCGCAACAAGAGAAGCCACCACGAUGAGAAGCCCGCGCACCACAACGAAGAGCAGCCCCCGCUCGCCGCAGCUAGAGAAAGCCCGCGUGCAGCAAUGAAGACCCCAUGCAGCCAAAAAUAAAUAAAUAAAAUAAAAAAAAAAAGAAUUUGGGUUAAAAAAAUAAAAAAAUAAAAUAAAAUGCAAAUUUCAAAAACGGGGUAGGUAAUUUGGAACUUGACUUGUCAAGGAUGAGAAGAAAUACUAAGUGUCUUCUCUGUAAACAUUCGCAGAAAGGGUUUGGCCAUCUACACAGGCGACCUUGAUUUGCUCCAUCUGCUAGAAGCCCAAUUUGAAUCCAGCCCCUGUAACUGAUGGGUUUUGCCACGUUGUACCUGACUCAGGGCUGAAAUUGUCAAACGAGAACUAUAAGGUCUCUGUGUUUGUUUGUGUGUUUGUAUGUAUCUAUGUGUGUUGUAGAUGUAUAGUAUUACCAAAAUUAAUUUGUAAAGAAGCUCUACUUAAUUGACUUAAAAAAAUUAAGUGCUUAUAUAAAUACUCAGGAAUAUAAAACUGGCCAGAAUGAAUUUCAGGUUCACACGAUCCAGGAAAUAUUCAACAUUAAAUUAAGAUCUGGUAUUGAAGGAGGCUUAAACUUGUUGAUUUGAUGAAUACAGAUAUGUCUUUAGAGUCAUCAAUGUUAAGUAUAGUACUUCUGCUGGACCUAGGUUUACUAAAGGUCAAAUAAAACCUUAUUAUAUGUUGCAAAUCUGUCAGCAGGAAAAGUAACUUGAAGUGAAAAAACAAAAAACUUUUAAGGAAAGUAAGAUGUAUGUUUUCAGUAAAAGAAGGUGUAAAGAGUAAGAAAAAAAUACUGGAAAAAAGAGUUGUACAUGAUCUUGGGCCUUCCCUGGUGGUCCAGUGGUUAGGACACCACGCUCCCAAUGCAGGGGGCCUGGGUUCGAUCCCUGGUCGGGGAACUAGGAUCCCACAUACUGCAACUAAGCCCACAUGCUGCAACUAAGCCUGCACGCCUCAACUACUGAGCCCACGCUCUAGAGCCCUCGUGCCACAACAAGGACCCAGUGCAGCCAAAAUAAAUAAAUAAAUAAUAAACAAAAAGAGUCGUACAUCGAGAUUUUCUAAGAUUGGAUUAAACUUAGUUGGGUAAACGGAUUUUGUUGGGAGUGGGCUGGGGCAAGACUGGAUUUGGUUUCUCCCUCCAAAGUUUUCUUGAAUUACUGCUUUUAAUAACAUGAGUUACUUCGCCUUAAAGGGAUCUGUAUUUGCUUUCAAGAUCUGUUUUAACUUUGGUUAAGAAAUAAGCAUUGUCUCAGUGACCUAUGAUCUUAUUUGACCAAGUCUUUUAAAACUUUUUGACAAACUUCCCAAUAUCAAAUUUUAAUUAAAGUUCUUUGGAUUUCCAGCUAACUUUGGGAUACUUUAGAGGGCCCCUGAGGUAUCUCAAAGAAAAAUAUUUAACUAGGAUUAUUUCGUAUGUUAAAUGAAAUGUAAUCAGAUGGUUAACCUCGCCUUUUAAGUCUUCUGUCAUUUAUAGAUAGUUAUUUUUGUACUCUGAUGCUGUUACAAAAAAGUGCUUCAUCAUCAAGAAGAUUCAUGGGAAGGCUAAGGAAACAGUUGCGACACUUCCACAUCAAGACAAUGGCUAUGCAAGGAUUCCAGCCCAUACCGACUUAAAACAAGGAGCUGUCCUGCCCCUGGGGCCCCUAGAUCAGGCAUCCUAGAGAUUUUUACUCCCUGACAGGUGGGGUCGAUGCCCCUACUCAGCCUCGAAGCAACUUCAGAAGACGGACCAUCACCCCUCUGCUUCCCAUAAAAAUACGGGAGUAAAAUCUCCGACGGGGGGAAUGAAACAGGAGGGAAGGGGGCAGGGCACAACCUUUAAAAGAAUGACACAGCCAUAGGACAUGACAAAAACUGGUUAGAACCAACUAGGUCCAAGAGAGCAGAUGAGUUGACUUCCACUAGACCUUGAGCCUCAUUAUACGCUCAUUGUAAUAGAUUAGCAUGCUAAAUGACACACUCACCAGUGCUAGGACAGUUCUGAGGCCAACCAUAAAAGGUCAAAAAGUAGGCUGUGGCCCAGUUCCUGGAAAUCCCCACCCCUUCCCCAAAAUAACUGGAAUAACACUCCCUCUCAUUAGCCUAUGAAAUUACCCAGCCCAUAAAAACUAACCACUCCAUAUUUCGGGGCCUCUCACCUUCUGAGAUGGCCCGUAAUCUGUCUGUGAAGUGUGUUUCUCUCUCAAUAAAUCCACUUCCUACCUAUCAAAAAAACCCCACGUGUCUUUGGCAUAGGGAUUAUUUUCAACUGGUUAUUUUCUAAGAAACAGCAGACAUGGGAGAAACUUUGAAAACCAAGUAGGAGUUACCCUUUUGUAAGAAACUUACAUUUAUAAGGGAGUUCUGCAUUUGUAAGAGUGUCUCCCUGGCUGUACCAGGAAGAGGUUGACCAAAUUUCUGGAAACUCUUAUCAUAGGAAAAGGCUAGAGCUUAAAUCUGCAUAACAACCUUACCCUUGAUUAUUGCACUUUUCUUAGUCCCCUCUGGUAACUAUCUCUCCCCAACCUCAACAUCCUCUUUUGUCUUAAGCUUGGGAUGGUAUUUAAGGUGAGGGCUUAUGCCAUUCUGGUAAGUUACUCAAUUUUCCUGAGUCUCUCUUGUGGAUACAUGUUAAAAACUUUUGUUUGAUUUUCUCCUGUUAAUCUGUCUCAUAUCAAUUUAAUUCUUAGACCAGCCAGAAGAACUUAAAAGGGUAGAGGAAAGUUUCUUCCUCUGCGACAGUGACAAAACAUAAAACCAACCCCUAAACAUCAGGAAAUUCAUCAUGUAGUAGGGAUAUAAGCUAAGAGCUGGAAUAAGGACAAUUGACUGGUGACUGGUAAUUUCCCCAAAGUGGUACAAAGUCGAUUCAAAGUAGAGAGAAUUUCUGGCCAGCCUGAGCAGAGGUUUCAUGGAUGAAGUCUCCCAAAGACUGAUUUCCUAAACAUUACACAGACAUACAAAACCAGUUUUCUUUUAUGCCUGUUUUAUUCUUCCUCAUCGGUGCUUAUGAGGGCAACUGAAGCAAGGGAGCCCCCGUCAGAGCAGUACAGCCUUGAAGGGAGCUGACAGUUACUGAACUCACUCCACACAAAAUGCCUCUAAAUAUCUUGUCUUAUUUAACCCUCACUUGCAUUGAGGCAGUUAUGACGGUCAGAGAAACUGAGGCUCAGAGGGUAAAUAAUUUGUGCAGAAUGUACCAUACGCGAAAAAACUAGGGUGUGCACAUGCAUCUCUGUAAACAAAGACUGUUGCCCGCCAUUUAUGAUUAAGUCCUGAGCCACAGUCACUGACCUACAAGUUCACCCAGAAAGGGAUUCAGGGUGAAUGCACUCUGUGUUUUGGAUACAUGGGACCCUACAGCGUUAAGAUACAUGACUAAGAAAGAAUUUCAGUGACCCCAAAUUCCUGCAUCUUCCCAUACGUGGGUAAGCACUAAAGUCACUAACUUGACGUACCUGGGUUUCUGUGACAAGUAUUAAUCUUUUACCAAGAUGCAUGCUGGACCACAUGAAUUUCCUGGCUCCUCCCCUGCCUCUUCAGAGCGGUUCCUAACAGCUAUCUGAGAGACUGUAUCUUAGGCUACAGUCUUCAUAGCUCUCACAUUGUACUUUUUUUUUUUUUACAGUCAACAUCUGUCAGGUUCCAAAGCCCAAGAUGUUAGAGCUCCACACUUUCAGCCCAGAAAACACACGUUAGGAAAAC